AUGUCGAUGUUGAUUGAAGCUUCCGAUGGCAACUUGCAAUUUGUUGCUUACAAUGAAGAAGACAACACCCUUACCCAUUGGUGGCGCAAUGAAUCUGAUCCAAGCCACCCCUGGGUGGGACCAACUGCAACCAUUUCCACCAAAGCGACUGGACCUGGCUGUAUCAUUCAGAGUACCUAUGGGACUCCCAACAAUCCCGGUAACUUUGAGGUAGUAGUCCCUGAAGGCAACAACCUUGUCCACUACUGGCGUGACAAUUCUGCCCCUGGAAAUCCUUGGGUGGGACCUACGGCUACCAUUUCCACCAAAGCAACUGGACCUGCGUCUCUAAUUCAGAGCACUUAUGGGACCCCCCAACAUGUUGGCAAUUUUGAGCUCGUGGUACCUGAAGGUAAUAAUCUUGUCCACUACUUCCGUGACAAUGACCCUGCCCUUGGCCCGAGUCCCUGGCGUGGUCCUACCGCAACCAUUACCAACCAGGCGGCGGGCCCUGGUGCCCUGAUCCAGAGUACCUACAUGGCCUCCGGUGCAAAAUAUGGCAACUUCGAGGUGGUCGUUCCAGUUGGCGGUUCACUUGUUCACUUCUCCCGCGACAACUCGAACGGCAACUGGAGUGGGCCUGCCACCAUCACAUCAGGAGGCACAUGGCCGUCUCUAAUCCAGAGUUCUUACGGUACUCCCCAGAACCAAGGCAACUUCGAGGUCAUAAUGAUCCAGCAAGGAAACCUUGUCGGCUGGGCCAGAAAUAACACCGGCGGAAUGAAAUGGGGACCGACUGGAACAGUUUGUUCCAAUGCUGACGGCCCUAACGCGCUUAUCCAAGGUAACUACGGAGAGGUCAACGGCUCACCAGGCAAUUUCGAGGCUAUAACGAAUAUAGGUGGGAAUUAUACACACUACUACCGUGUGAACUCGGAGCCUCAAACCCCUUGGCUUGCUGGGCCAGUGAUUACGUCUGAGGAUGAGUCUGUCAAGGAUGGACCAAGAAAUAAGAAUGUGCCUUGCUAG
Messenger RNA from Aspergillus viridinutans, 1008 nucleotides. RefSeq lists its product as uncharacterized. The record is from RefSeq and is a predicted model, not a curated record. NCBI's taxonomy places the organism in Eukaryota, Fungi, Ascomycota, Eurotiomycetes, Eurotiales, Aspergillaceae. The transcript has a single exon. Bases 1 to 1008 code for a protein of 335 amino acids.